Molecule: messenger RNA, 1416 nt
Organism: Corapipo altera (White-ruffed manakin)
Lineage: Eukaryota; Metazoa; Chordata; Aves; Passeriformes; Pipridae
Exons: 1
Coding region: 70-1398 (442 amino acids)
Biological process (GO): protein polyubiquitination; protein monoubiquitination
Molecular function (GO): ubiquitin protein ligase activity; metal ion binding
Source: RefSeq, a predicted model, not a curated record
UCCACCAGCUCCCAAGGAGGCACUUCCACUUGGCCCCCAAGCCCUGCCAGCAGCCCUGCAGGCUCCGACAUGAAGGACCAACCCAGCACAACAGAAGCUGCCCUCUGUGCCCUCCGAAUCAUCCACCCAUCUGUGCCCAUCCCUGUGGAGCAGGUGCAGCCCCAGGAGGAGCAGGGGGAGGCAGUGGUGGCAAGUUCCUCUUCCCACAAGAGCAGCUGCAAUCCUGCUACUCCUUGUCAGGGCUGGGAACACUCAUCCAGCAGGCCCCAGCACCUCCCAGAAGGGAGGGCCUUCAGGCCCCAGCACUCUCCACGGAGUACAGAGACAGAGUGGAGCUGCCCCAUCUGCCAUGAUGGUCACGAGGAUGCCGCUUAUGCGAUGCCCUGUGGCCACCAGUUUUGCCUGGGCUGCAUCAUGCAUUGGACAGACAGGAAACCAGUGUGCCCAGUUUGCAGCAGAACAAUAUUGAUUGUCAGGUUUUCUGUACGUGAAGAAGAUGACUAUCUACAGUGUCUUGUCACACCCUCCAGAGAGCUGCCAGAGGUCUGCAGCCAGGCAGGAACAGCUCCCAGCCACGUGGCCGAAAACAGUCCCCAUGGCCCUGUGCCAUUCCCACCACCUUUUCCACAUGGGACACUGUCCCCAGCUCGGCAGAGAGCUGGAUGGCCAGAGGCUGUGGGUGGCCUCCUGCCUGAGGUCUGGGCAGAACUUUUCCAAGGACAAAAGCAUCUUUUGGACCCUGUGCUGCCCUGGCUAUGUCAAAGACUGGAAGCAAUAUAUGGGUCCCAAUGGUGGCUGGCAAAGAAUGCAGAAGGCUGCAUCCUGCAGGUCCUGUGCCUCUGUGGUCUGGAUGAGAAGGUCUUGUUCCAGAUGCUGCAGCCUGUCCUUGAGGGAUAUACAGCACCGCUGGUCUAUGGCCUUAUCAAUGUCAUCAUGUACAGGUGCAGCACAGAGGCCCAGAGACUACUGAGAUUCCACGCUGGUAGGGAGACCAAUGGCCCUGCAGCCAGCUCCAGUAGCCUCUGGGGGGAAAGUCCUGCCACCUCUAUGGCCCCUGCGGGCAGCCUUGCUGGCUCUGAUACAGAGAACCAACCCACCAACUCACAAGCCACCUUCUGCGGGGAUGCUGGCUGUCCCCUCUCUGUGUCUUUGUCUGCAGAGCAAGUGCAGCUGCAGGAGGAGCUGGGGGAGGUAGAGGCAGCAGGUUCUUCUGCCCAGGGCAGCAACUCCAGAGCCUCCACAUCCAGCCACGGCAGGGUCUGCUCACAUGGGGGGUCCCAACACCCCCGGAAGAGAAGGGCCCCUGCCUGCCAGGACUCCCACAGCCGUGUAAGGAGCCACUCUGGCAGCAGCACUAGCAGGGCUCCAGCAAGUAUUUAUUCAAGAGAAAGGAAAUAAAUUGCUAUUUCCAUGAAA